Messenger RNA from Polypterus senegalus (gray bichir), 1639 nucleotides. RefSeq names its product steroid 17-alpha-hydroxylase/17,20 lyase (gene cyp17a1). NCBI's taxonomy places the organism in Eukaryota, Metazoa, Chordata, Cladistia, Polypteriformes, Polypteridae. Gene Ontology annotation, biological process: progesterone metabolic process; hormone biosynthetic process. The transcript has 8 exons. The record is from RefSeq and is a predicted model, not a curated record. Bases 32 to 1564 code for a protein of 510 amino acids. Gene Ontology annotation, molecular function: iron ion binding; heme binding; steroid 17-alpha-monooxygenase activity.
CUGGACCGGACACCGGGACACCGCGAUCACGAUGGCUUGGCUUCUUGUGGCUCCACUGGUGCUCGCGAUCGCUCUGACGCUGUACCUGAGAAUGCGCUCUGCGCGCAGACUGGAGGGGAACAGACUGCCGAAGUGCGUCCCCGCUUUGCCCAUCAUCGGAAGUCUGCUGAGCAUGCGAGGGACAAUGCAGCCGCACAUUCUCUUCCAUGACAUGCAGCAGAAGUACGGAGAACUGUUCGCGUUCAUGAUGGGUCCGCACUAUACGGUGAUCGUGAACAAUCAUAAGCACGCCAGGGAGGUGCUCCACAAAAAAGGCAAGAUCUUCAGCGGGAGACCCGCGACGGUCACAACUGAUAUUUUAACUCGAGAAGGCAAAGACAUUGCCUUUUCAGACUGCACCCCUGCCUGGAGGUUUCACAGAAAGCUCGUUCACAGUUCACUCAAGAUGUUUGGUGAAGGCUCAGCCUCUCUUGAGAGAAUCAUCUCCAAGGAAGCUAACUCCCUGUGUGAAGUUCUGACAGACAACCAGCAUGUCUCCAUCAACAUGGCCCCAGAGCUGACUCGAGCCAUCACUAACGUCUUGUGCACCCUCUGCUUCAACUCUUCAUACAAACGUGGGGACCCAGAGUUUGAAUCCAUGCUCAAGUACAACAAAGGCAUUGUGGACACUGUUGCUAAAGACAGCCUGGUGGACAUCUUCCCAUGGUUGCAGCUCUUCCCUAAUAGAGAUCUACAGAUUCUGAAGAAGAGUGUAGCGGAGAGAAAUAAGUUUCUGAAUAAGAAAUACAAUGAUCGUAAAGCAGACUUUAACGCCGAUGAAGAAAAAGACUUGAUGGAUUCAUUUCUGCGAGCCAAGCGCAAUUUAGAAAACAAUGACACGCAUGCAAAGGAGGUGGGCCUCUCAGAUGACCACGUGCUUAUGACCUUGGCAGACAUCUUUGGGGCCGGAGUGGAGACUACCUCUACAGUCAUGAAGUGGAUGGUUGCAUAUCUGAUCCACUAUCCAGAGAUCCAGAAGAAGAUACAAGAAGAGAUGGACAACAUCAUCGGGCUGGACAGCCGACCCACCCUGAGAGACAGAGGAAGACUUCCAUACCUGGAGGCCACAAUCCGGGAGGUUCUGCGCAUUCGGCCAGUGACUCCACUGCUCAUUCCUCAUAUAGCUAUGGAAGAUUCCAGCAUUGGUGAAUACACAAUUCCCAAAGGAGCUCGAAUUGUGAUCAACCUGUGGUCCAUACAUCAUGAUGACAACGAAUGGCCAGACUCCGACAAAUUUGAUCCUGGGCGCUUUCUGGAUGAAGAAGGACAGCUCAUUCUCGCUCCGUCACACAACUUCCUGCCUUUUGGGCUGGGAACUCGUGUCUGCGUGGGUGAAGCCCUGGCCAAGAUGGAGCUCUUUCUCUUCAUGUCCUGGCUGCUGCAGCGCUUCUCCCUGUCUAUUCCUGAAGGCCACUCUUUACCUGACCUGCAGGGCAAGUUUGGAGUCGUCCUCCAGCCGAACAAGUUUAUGGUGGACACCAGGCUGAGGGACGUAUGGCUGAAAAAUCAACAAGUCUCCAGUUAAGAGGCAUCCUCUGCCAAUACACUUUUGCAUUUUGCAAGUGACUCUUCUUCCUCAACCUGUGCCAUGUUCUGAAAU